Molecule: messenger RNA, 5377 nt
Organism: Microcebus murinus (gray mouse lemur)
Lineage: Eukaryota; Metazoa; Chordata; Mammalia; Primates; Cheirogaleidae
Gene: PIAS2
Product: protein inhibitor of activated STAT 2
Biological process (GO): protein sumoylation; regulation of transcription by RNA polymerase II
Cellular component (GO): chromatin
Molecular function (GO): transcription coregulator activity; zinc ion binding; SUMO ligase activity
Source: RefSeq, a predicted model, not a curated record
GGCGGCGUCGUUGGCGGCAGCGGGAGGGGGUGCGGUGGCGGCAGCGGCGGCGGCGCCCGCGGGUGGUAUAAAAUGGCGGAUUUCGAAGAGUUGAGGGAUCUCCAGUACAAUGUUGAAUAGAAGCUGUGAUGGGGGCAUCCUGAUCUUGUUCCUGAUUUUAAAGGGAAUGCUUUCACAGUUUCACAAGUGGCUGUACCAUUUUACAUCACUACCAGCAAUGUAUGGAGUGAUCCAGUUUCUCUGCAUCCUCGCCAGCAUUUGGUGUUAUCACUGUUUUUCAUUUUAGCCAUUCUGAAUAUGGUUUCUAGUUUUAGAGUUUCUGAACUACAAGUGUUACUAGGCUUUGCUGGACGGAAUAAAAGUGGACGCAAGCAUGACCUCCUGAUGAGGGCGCUGCAUUUAUUGAAGAGUGGCUGCAGCCCUGCAGUUCAGAUUAAAAUCCGAGAAUUGUAUAGACGCCGAUAUCCACGAACUCUUGAAGGACUUUCUGAUUUAUCCACAAUCAAAUCAUCUGUUUUCAAUUUGGAUGGUAGCUCAUCUCCUGUAGAACCUGACCUGGCCGUGGCUGGAAUCCACUCGUUGCCUUCCACUUCAGUUACACCUCACUCACCGUCCUCUCCUGUUGGUUCUGUGCUGCUUCAAGAUACUAAACCUACAUUUGAGAUGCAGCAGCCAUCUCCCCCAAUUCCUCCUGUCCAUCCUGAUGUGCAGUUAAAAAACCUGCCCUUUUAUGAUGUCCUUGAUGUUCUCAUCAAGCCCACGAGUUUAGUUCAAAGCAGUAUUCAACGAUUUCAAGAGAAGUUUUUUAUUUUUGCUUUGACACCUCAACAAGUUAGAGAGAUAUGCAUAUCCAGGGAUUUUUUGCCUGGUGGUAGGAGAGAUUAUACAGUACAAGUUCAGUUGAGACUUUGCCUGGCAGAGACAAGUUGCCCUCAAGAAGAUAACUAUCCAAAUAGCCUAUGUAUAAAAGUAAAUGGGAAGUUAUUUCCUUUGCCUGGCUAUGCACCACCACCUAAAAAUGGGAUUGAACAGAAACGCCCUGGACGCCCCUUGAAUAUUACAUCUUUAGUUAGGUUAUCUUCUGCUGUGCCAAACCAGAUUUCUAUUUCUUGGGCAUCAGAAAUUGGAAAGAAUUACUCCAUGUCUGUAUAUCUUGUACGACAGCUCACAUCAGCCAUGUUAUUACAGAGAUUAAAAAUGAAAGGUAUUAGAAACCCUGAUCAUUCCAGAGCACUAAUUAAAGAAAAACUUACUGCAGAUCCUGAUAGUGAAAUUGCUACAACUAGCCUUCGGGUAUCCUUGAUGUGCCCUUUAGGAAAAAUGAGACUGACAAUCCCAUGCCGUGCAGUGACUUGUACGCAUCUGCAGUGUUUUGAUGCUGCCCUUUAUCUACAAAUGAAUGAGAAGAAGCCUACCUGGAUUUGUCCUGUGUGUGACAAAAAAGCUGCCUAUGAAAGUCUAAUAUUAGAUGGGCUUUUUAUGGAAAUUCUCAAUGACUGUUCUGAUGUGGAUGAGAUCAAAUUCCAAGAAGACGGUUCUUGGUGUCCAAUGAGACCGAAGAAAGAAGCUAUGAAAGUAUCCAGCCAACCGUGUACAAAAAUAGAAAGUUCAAGUGUCCUCAGUAAGCCUUGUUCAGUGACUGUAGCCAGUGAGGCAAGUAAGAAGAAAGUGGAUGUUAUUGACCUAACAGUAGAAACCUCUUCUGAUGAAGAGGAAGACCCUCCUGCCAAAAGGAAAUGCAUCUUUAUGUCAGAAACACAAAGCAGCCCAACCAAAGGGGUUCUCAUGUAUCAGCCAUCUUCUGUAAGGGUGCCCAGUGUGACUUCGGUUGAUCCUGCUGCUAUUCCGCCUUCAUUAACAGACUACUCAGUACCAUUCCACCACACGCCAAUAUCAAGCAUGCCAUCAGAUUUGCCAGGUUUGGAUUUUCUUUCCCUUAUUCCAGUUGAUCCCCAGCAGUACUGUCCUCCUAUGUUUUUGGAUAGUCUCACCUCACCCUUAACAGCAAGCAGUACGUCUGUCACCACCACCAGCCCCCAUGAGAGCAAUACUCAUGUUAGUUCCUCCAGCAGCAGGAGUGAGACAGGGGUCAUAACCAGCAGUGGAAGCAACAUUCCUGACAUCAUCUCAUUGGACUAAAGGACAACGCACUUGAUUCUGGGAAUUACUCAUCAAAACUGCUCUUUCUUGGAUCUCUAGUCUGUGGAAACUAUUUUUUUUGGCAAUUACUUUGAUAUUUAUUGAAAGUCAAAUGGAUUCUUUUGCUUUCUGAGAGAUGAACACAGAUGACUGCAGCAAGAACCAAAUGACAUGCAAGGAUUUUUCUUACGCUGUACUCUGAGCAUCAGAGUAAUUCAGCCAUAACUGUAUCUUCUUGAGAGAGGGAUUUCAAUUUCCUACAUUAAUGGAUGGAUCCUACAAAUCAGUUAAAUUUUUUGUUAUAAUAAACAGCAAUAAAAAUUAUGUAAAUAUUCAAGUAAACUUUUUUCUAAUUAAAAAAAGUUGUAAAUCAUUGAUUCUAGAAUGACAGCAACUUCUGUUUCACCUGAUGUGAAGGGGAGAAAUAUAUGGAAAGAACUGAUGUUUGCCGAAUGAGUCCUUUCCACGGAGAUUUGUUCUCUUUCGUUGAAGUAAUGAAGUUUUCAUAAGUGGCCAAAGCUUGGGUUUCACUUUUCUUCCUACAGUUCCACUUUUCUACGUGAUCCCAUCAGAUAAAAAUGGCCUUUGUGUUAGUGUUUUUUCCUGGUUAUCAUUUACACUUUGACAUUGUUUGCUAAUGAAUGCAGAGUGAAGUUCUGGGAUUUGGCCGCUCUAUGUAGUGAUUAUGUUUAAGAACAUGAUGCAUAUUUUACCCUGACAUGAUGUGUGUUAUUUUUGGUAACUGUACAUUCUCAUUCUAGAGUUUCCUUAUAAAUUUAGGGCUUGCCUUCUCAAAAGAAAUUCUAUGCAGCCAUUUGAAUUAAAUGUUUUGGGGGUAAAGUGUGACUGAAAUGUUUAUUAGAAUUUUGUUCACGCUAUCAACUGUUGAUAGCUUGGAGGCAGCAGCAGAGGAGAUUUGGGGGGUGGUAAUAACAAAAUUUGACUUUCUUCUUAAGAACUUAAUUUGCUCCCUUUAUAGACUAGCAUACAAAUCUUUGUUGAAACUUCUCAUAUUUUAGUAGCACUGACAUAAAAAAUAUGUUUUAGAUCUCUGAUCAUAUUUUGUACCAAUGUAAUUUCAGUCUCCACAGUGAUUUCCAAAAGUAGGGAAAAUAUGAACAAUAGCAAGGAAUGGGGACACCAUCAAGUUUCUUUUUCCUUUUUUUUUUUUAAAGGAUAUUUUAACUAAAGCCACAAAAGAGAAUUAGAAAUGUUUCAGUUCAAGUGAGGAAGGGUUGGGGAGAAUGGGCCAGAACGUACUUCAUAUCUGAUUUUACAUCACUCAGAAAACUGAGUUUUACUCUUAAACUAAACAUUUUCAUCCAAAUUUUAUAGUUUGCUUCAUUUGGCUUCCUAAGUCAUUUUUGACUUCACAAGGAUUUAGUACUUUCCUGAUGUUUAGCUUUCCCUAAGCUCUAUCUACUUUAAAAAGAAAGGCCUUUUUUUUUUUUUUUCUUCAAAUGGCUGAUCUGAGCAAUUGAUUUCUCAAACAGAAGUGCCCCUGUGAGAACUCUCUAGUUUCAGUUAGAAUAGGAUGUACUACUUCAGAGUUGGUGCAGCUCCAGGGAGCUGACUUGUCCUUGCUUGGUGUUUUACACCCUCUUAAGUUUUCAUGGCCCUCAUGUGCUCUUUUUGGACUGAUUUAAUUUUGUGUGGUUUUCCACAUCAUCCCUUCUUUGCAUAUUCCCUUAUUUAAUGUAUUAUCCCUUUGGGAGGGCUGCUUAUUAUCAAAUAUAUGGAGAAAAGAAACAAACCCUGAAUCCUCUAGCAGUAACACCAUAGUUGCCAGUUUUACCUUCUUAGUCAUUAGAUUUCCAAACCGUGUUACAGUUUUGUGGUCCAGAUACAGAAUUUCUUCUUAAUUUUAUGUUGCUGCUGUAAGUACAGAUGCAAUUUCUGUUGACUCUGUAAUCGGUUAGAAAAAGUAAUUUGCUUUGUGUGGCAUAAUUUGUUAAUAAAGAAAUGAUGUAUAUUUGUUAUUUUGUUACCCUUUAGAUUCUAAGAGGCUCCCUCUCCCCAAUUUAAUGAACAAAGUUUUAUAAGGUAAAUGAAAAUAUUAAUAGAAAUUAGUUUAUUUGCUUGGUUCUUGUAACUGGUAACUGUACUUUUAUAGUUGUAAUUUGUUCCUUUUUCGCUGUUUUCUGUGAAAUAGUUUUAAUGUUCAUUUUUGGUGUUUUACAUUGAAAUUACAUAUAAAUUUUUAAUUUAUCUCAUACAGGCGCCUUGCAUUUUAAAAAAUACACUUUGAAGUUUAUAAUCUUAAAAUUGGUGCUUAUAUUGUGUAUGUAUCUUUGAAGGUGAGUACUUUUCUUUAUGCCUUUGGGGCCUUGUGGCAGCAUCAUGAUUAUUAAGCCAUUAUCCUUUGUUUACUGUGGGUAUUAUUUUUACCAAGACCCUGGUACUUCAGCAGUUUAUUUUGCUAGCCCAGAUUUCUUCUUAACCAAGAAAAAAGGAGUUUCAGAGGGGUCUUCUUAGCUGUUACUUAGAUUCUUUCAGCCAACCAGUGAUUGUCUGGAGUAUCUUGUUUAAGGAAAGGAACUGCAGUUAUUAAUCUCUUAGAAUCACUUGGCCAACUUGUAUUUUUAUCUUUCUUUACUUUGAAAUAUUAGGGGCUUUUCUUGCUUUUGUAACUCCUGACAGUGUAAUUGGUGCUGAAUACAACUUCAUGCCUAAGAUCGGCUUUUAAUUUUCACUUUCUGACCCUUAGGUGAACUACUUUAGGGUUUGAUUUCCAUUUCUGGUUAGAAGGUAUAAAUACUUGGCAUGUGUCCUAGAAUAAUUGUGAAGGCCAAAUGAAGCAGUUGAGAUAAAUUUAUGUUAUGUGGCAUUUAUCUGAUGUGUUUGAGAACAGCUAGAAUGAAAAUACAAUGCAUAGGUAAGGGAUAGAGAGUAUAAUUAAGUGGAUCCAUAACUCUUGGUAUAGAACAAGUUUUCCUUAGGGCAGUCUUAAGGAAUUUGAAGAAAGGUAAGAUGUUGGAUUGUGUUGAACAAAGACUCUUAUGACUUUGAUAUUCAAACAUUCUGCCUUCAGACCAGUCAUGGACAUUCACCAUUUAGUAACCACCUUGUCUUUUUGUCUGCCGAUAAAGUAUUCAUUAGUUGACAUUUUUGUAUUUUUAAGUAAAGGCAAUUUUAAAAAAGCAUGAGUUUAAUUUACAGGUAUGCCUUUCAUUUCUCCCUAGCCUUCAAUUGGUUAAAAAAAAAAAAAAAAAAGGCUCUUUAACUCUUCUGUUCUUUA